AUGCCGAACAAACCUCACGCCCCGCGCGGGCCGAAGAAGUCUGUCCCGCCUGAAGAGGACACGAGUUUCAUUAUCUUCGACGACGGCAAAGGCAAGAAAAAGAAGAAAAGCGGCAAUGCACCAAGCGCUGCUGCGGAAAACAGCAAGACUGAUGCCAAAGGCAAGGGUAAAGCUACCGCAGAAGAACCUUCCGAUGCUCCCAAAAAGCCAGACACCAGGACACUUAUUGCCGGAGCCUCGUGGACCGGCAAGCUUCCCGUGAACAUAUUAUCCGAGUAUUUCCAGAAGCAGAAGUGGAACAAGCCAGACUAUCGGAUGCGAAAUGAAGAUGGUGUCUACUCUGCACACGUUGUCAUAUCGAAAACACAUCCAAAAACCCGGGAGACAACUGCACUACCACCGAUUCAUAUACCAUUAGAACUGGCCAAGAAGGCUCGUCAGCCUUCAGCUGUAGAAGCUCGUAAUUUUGCUGCUGUUUACACCCUUUUUCGGGUCGCAAGCGCAAAAAACAUGCAUAUGAUGCUGCCACCAACUUACAAGGAUCUCUGGAAAGGGGAGCUCACCGACCUCAAAAAGCAAGAUGAGAUGAUUGGCAAAGCGUGGAUGUAUGAGGCCGAUCCAUUUUUUGGGCACGCGGAGCGGGAGAAGGCCAAGGAAGUCGCAGCAAAAGAACGUGAAAAGAAGGAAAGGGCUCGCGUUGAAGCGGCAAAAGCGCACAACCUCACGCCGGGAAUGUCCACACCCAAUGCGCAAGGUGCACCUCCUAGUCGAAAUAUCUUGAAGGGUUGGGAGCGCGUGCCCAAAAUCGAGCUUGGAAAGAGGACAAGGAAGCAAGCCGAGCGGCUCAUUCGACGAGAUGCGGUCUGGAAUCCAAAUGGUAUCGUCAUGGAUCAGAAUGCUCGCAAAAAGGUCGUGGAAGAGGUUACAAAUCUAGGAUUUCGCCAAAGUCAUGUUGAAGAGGCCGCAGAGAUUUGCAAGAAUCGCGAAGAGGUCAUUGAAUGGUUGCUGAUACACGUACCUGAGGACGAUCUUCCGUCUUGGAGUCUCCCGGAAGGCUACGUCGCCGGAAUCAGCAUGGCAAGCGCAAACUUAAAGCGCGAGGGAGCUAUAAAGCGCCUCGCAGCCGCUGGCUACGCGGUAGAACUCUGUGAAGAGGCGUAUGACAGCCAAGGUGGAGACGAACGGAAAGCAGCGGCGCUUCUACAAAAGCACCUCCUUCGCCCUUUGGAUAGCGAGGAUGAAGUUGCACAAGAUCUUGAGCACCUCGCAGUGACGGACAGCGCAGAAAUAGAACAGAGCAUGGAUUCGUGGGAAGAGGAGAUGUCGUCUCUGGAAGCAAUAUAUGACAAGCUCUUCUCGCGUCCUUCUUCAACCAUGUGCCGGAUCGAGCUGGAUAUCAAGCAACAGGGGAAGCGUUUGAUACUUCAAGUUCAUCAACCGUACGGACCGUAUCCCCUGAUAGUGCCAAUCAUUACUUUCGAGGCUGCUAUUCCUGCCUAUAUCCGAUUGAGCAUUAUCCGAAAGGCCCUGCUGCACGCAGAAGAGAACUUCCUCGGAAUGCCGAUGAUAUAUGACAUCGUUGACUGGCUUCAACAGAAUGCAGGGGAUAUCUUCAAGAACCCAGGGAGACUCACUGACGUCUCUGCUGGUCUAUCAGCGGACCAUCAGACCUCGAACCCGCAGGCCUAUACGAAAAGCAAAGGCAGACCACGCCGACCUAUCGAUUGGAAACCAGCAAGCCCCCAGAGCCAAAAGAUACUAGCCGAUUGGGAAGCGAAACAAGAGACGCCAAUGCAACAAAAGAUGAUGGCUGCGCGCCAGUCUUUGCCCGCGUGGAGACUUCGCGAACAGAUCGUUAAGGUUGUAAAUCAGAGCCAGGUCACCAUCAUAUCCGGUGAGACAGGUUCUGGAAAGAGUACGCAGUCUGUGCAGUUCGUCCUUGAUGACUUGAUUCAGCGAAAGCUUGGGGGCGCAGCGAACAUCAUUUGUACCCAGCCGCGCCGAAUUUCUGCGCUUGGUCUAGCGGACCGUGUGGCGGACGAGCGAUGCUCACAAGUUGGGGACGAGAUCGGUUACACUAUUCGAGGAGAAUCCAAGCAGAAGCCGGGUGUGACGAGGAUCACUUUCGUCACCACCGGUGUACUUCUCCGGCGCCUGCAAACUUCGGGUGGCAGUUCGGAUGAUGUUGUAGCCGCCCUUGCCGAUGUCAGCCAUGUCGUCGUCGACGAGGUCCACGAGCGUAGUUUGGACACCGACUUCCUCCUUGUCCUCCUGCGCGAUAUCCUCAGACGUCGUAAAGACCUCAAGGUCAUCUUGAUGAGUGCUACUCUUGAUGCAGAGGUCUUUGAGCGAUAUUUCCAUGAUGUGGGCCCAGUAGGACGCGUGGAAAUACAAGGCCGGACAUUUCCCGUGCAGGACUGGUACAUGGACGACAUCGUGCAUGCCACGGGCUUUUCGGGUGCAGCUGCUGGAUUCGAAGAAGAUACUGGAGCCAAGCAACUUUCCGGCAACCUCAUGAGUGUUGGUUUCGGCAUUAAUUACGACCUCAUCGCCGAGACAGUGCAUUAUAUUGAUCAGCAGCUCGGCGAAAAAGACGGUGGGAUUCUGAUAUUCUUACCUGGAACCAUGGAAAUCGACCGAACCCUUCAAGCGCUGAGGAACUUCUCCAAUUUCCACGCUCUUCCCCUACAUGCUUCUCUCAUGUCUACUUCAAUCACUAUCGAGGACAUCGUCGCCGUCAUUGACACUGGUCGUGUAAAGGAAACCAGCUUUGACCCCCAAAACAACAUGGUCCGACUCGCCGAAACGUGGGCUUCUCGUGCAGCUUGCAAACAACGACGUGGGCGUGCUGGUCGUGUCCGGGCUGGAGAGUGCUAUAAGCUCUAUACACGUAAUGCUGAAGCCAAAAUGAUGGAGCGACCUGAGCCCGAAAUCAGGCGCGUGCCUCUGGAGCAGCUCUGUCUAUCAAUCAAAGCUAUGGGUGUCCAGGACGUUUCGGGUUUCCUUGCCUCGGCACUGACCCCCCCUGAAAGCACCGCAGUCGAAGGGGCUGUCAGACUUUUAGGUCAGAUGGGUGCCAUUACGGACAAUCAACUUACUGCAUUGGGUCGACAUAUGUCCAUGAUCCCUGCGGAUCUGCGAUGUGGAAAGCUGCUUGUUUAUGGUGCGACAUUUGGCUGUCUUGAAGCUGCUCUUACCAUUGCUUCGGUCUUGACGGCCAGAAGCCCGUUUCUCUCUCCCCGCCAACGAGACGAGGAGACACGAAACGAGUUCGAGCGGAUUCGAUCUUCGUUUUCCAACAAUCAAGGCGACCUGCUCAUCGAUGUACGCGCCUAUGAGCAAUGGUCCGCCUUUCGCAGCAAAGGAGCGUCUACACGCGACCUUCGCGCAUGGUGCAGUGCUAAUUCACUCUCACCACAAACCCUCUUCGACAUAGCUUCCAAUCGCUCGCAAUAUCUCUCCUCGCUCAAAGAGAUCUCGUUCAUCCCAACAAGCUACACCUCCACCAACCCACAAACUCAAGGCUCGUACAACAAGCAAAAUCACAACGAUGCACUCAUCCGUGCCCUCAUAGCCGGUGCAUUCAACCCGCAGAUCGCCCGCAUCCAGCUGCCCGAGAAGAAGUUCGCAGCGGGUAUAGCGGGUGCAGUCGAACUCGAUCCGUCAUCCCGCGAGAUCAAGUACUUCAACCAAGAGAACGGACGCAUCUUUGUGCAUCCUUCGUCCUCGCUCUUCUCUGCGCAGACGUUCCCGUCAAAUGCCUCCUUCAUCGCGUACUUCACUAAGAUGGCUACCACCAAGAUCUUCAUACGCGAUCUUACGCCGUUCAAUGCGUAUAGUCUGUUGAUGUUUGCGGGUGAUAUCAGGGUUGACACGUUGGGUCGGGGGCUUGUGGUGGAUGACUGGAUUAGGCUGAGGGGGUGGGCGAGAAUUGGAGUGUUAGUUAGUCGGCUGAGGAGCAUGUUGGAUAAGGUUCUUGAAAGCAAGGUUCAAGAGCCGGGGCGGGAGCUUGGGGAGAGAGAGCGCGAUGUUGUAGAUGUUGUUAGGGGACUGGUAGAGAGGGAUGGGUUGGAUAACUAGACCCGAUAGCGACUUGGCAGGCUGUCGUAUUUCUGGCGCGUCUUCUUGUGGCUUUAGCGAUUGGAAAGCUGGACUGGGCAUAGAUGGUUGAUUAGACGGGAGUCAUAGCAGCAUGGCAGUCCUCUUCGCACUCUACUUUAUCUCUCGAUACGCAAGACUUAGGCUGAUUAGGCUCAGGUCCAAGAACAACUUGGAUGAAUGUCAACAUG
This is a messenger RNA of Paraphaeosphaeria sporulosa, 4289 nucleotides long. Its product is annotated as P-loop containing nucleoside triphosphate hydrolase protein. The record is from RefSeq and is a predicted model, not a curated record. The coding region runs from base 1 to 4080 and encodes 1359 amino acids. Gene Ontology annotation, cellular component: intracellular anatomical structure. The transcript is spliced from 2 exons. Gene Ontology annotation, molecular function: protein binding; ATP binding; RNA binding. Lineage: Eukaryota; Fungi; Ascomycota; Dothideomycetes; Pleosporales; Didymosphaeriaceae.